AUGUCGUCGGGAGUUAGCAAACGAGCCCUGGCGACUAACAACCAGUCAAUGCCGCGGCACGAGACAACGGCGAGCCAGCAAAAACUCGACUUUUCAUCAGGCUCACAGCACCGCACGUCGAACUCUUGGACGAAACGCGACAUAGUCGACCGAUCGAAGCUUUUUGCACGCGACUUAAUGUCGCGACGGGGCGACGACACUGUGGCCUUGCAAUGCAAGGACACAAGCUGCAUCGCGGCCCGCAAGAACAUUGCGAUGAUGAGAGAAGAAGACACAGACGGCGCGACUUUACGCUGUUUCCCGGACCCGGCUGAGACUACGCCCGCCGAGGCCACGCCCGAGGUCGCUACUACGGAGACGAAGGCCGGUGAGACGCCCGCUACUGAGGAGGCUGCCAAGAAGGAAGAAGUCGCUAAGGAAGAGCCCGAGGUCGGGGAGGUUGCCACUGAAGAGCCCGAGGUCGAGGAGGCUGCCACGAAAGAGCAGGUUGUCACCGAAGAGCCCAAGGUUGAGCAGGUUGUCACCGAAGAGCCCAAGGUUGAGCAGGUUGCCACCGAAGAGCCCAAGGUUGAGCAGGUUGCCACCGAAGAGCCCAAGGUUGAGCAGGUUGCCACCGAAGAGCCCAAGGUUGAGCAGGCUGUCACCGAAGAGCCCAAGGUUGAGCAGGUUGCCACCGAAGAGCCCAAGGUUGAGCAGGUUGCCACCGAAGAGCCCAAGGUUGAGCAGGUGGCCACGGAAGAGCCCAAGGUUGAGCAGGUGGCCACGGAAGAGCCCAAGGUUGAGCAAGUGGCCACGGAAGAGCCCAAAGUUGAGGAGGCUGUCAAGGAAGAGCCCAAGGUAGAGGAUGUUGUCAAGGAAGAGCCCAAGGUAGAGGAGGUUGUCAAGGAAGAGCCCAAGGUUGAAGAGCUCAAGAAGGAAGAAUCUAAGAUCGGGGAGCUCAAAAAGGAGGAAGUGACCGCAUAA
This is a messenger RNA of Phytophthora infestans T30-4, 963 nucleotides long. RefSeq lists its product as uncharacterized. Lineage: Eukaryota; Oomycota; Peronosporomycetes; Peronosporales; Peronosporaceae. The transcript has 2 exons. Bases 1 to 963 code for a protein of 320 amino acids. The record is from RefSeq and is a predicted model, not a curated record.